Triticum turgidum subsp. durum (durum wheat) is the source of this 2661-nucleotide messenger RNA. The record is from the annotation of a GenBank genome assembly. Lineage: Eukaryota; Viridiplantae; Streptophyta; Magnoliopsida; Poales; Poaceae.
AUGGAGAGCCCGGGCGGUGGCGCCGAGGCGCGCGCGCGCUCGAGGCAGUACGACUACGGCGCCAACUCCAACCUCGUCGUCAACACCGGCUCGCGGCCCCGCUGCGCGCACCACGAGCCCACCGGCGAGCCCCAGACGCUCAGCGGCAGGAUCCGCGCGAGGAGCUUCGGCGACCGCGCCGUCCGGGCCAAGCCUCCCGGGCUAGAGGAGAAGCGAGGCAGGUCCCGCGGGAAGACGGCGCGCGAUGCGGCCUCCGCCGACCUCCCCCACCGCGACGCCAAGCGCAUGCGCCGCGGCUCCGUGCGGCACGAGGACAGCGUGCUCUCGCUCGCCCACGACGCCCUCUACAAGCCCCGGACCAGGGCGACGCGCACCGCCUACGAGGCGCUGCUCAGCGUCAUCCAGCAGCAGCUCGGCGGGCAGCCCCUCGACGUGCUUGGUGAUGCCGCGGAUGAGGUGCUUGCCGUCCUCAAGGACGACAGGACCAGGAACCCUGACAAGAAGAAGGUCAUCGAGAAGCUCAUCAACCCUGUCUCGGGUCAGAUGUUCCACCAGCUCGUCUCCAUUGGGAAGCUCAUCACGGAUUUCCAUGACGCCGUCAAUUCUGCCGGUGUGCCUUCUGUUGAUGGCACAGACAUGCCACUCGAUGAUGAUAUUGGCAUUACUGUUGAGUUCGAAGAGGAUGAGGAUGAGGAGAGUAACCUUUAUCAGGGUCCGACUUUAGACGUGCAAGACAUUGAUGCUUACUGGCUUCAGAGGAAGAUAUCACAAGCAUAUGAAGAUAUUGACCCCCAGCGCAGCCAGAAGCUUGCCGAGGAGAUCUUGAAGGUGAUCGCUGAGGGUGACGACAGAGAUGUUGAGAAUCGGCUUGUCACGCUGCUGGACUACGAGAAUUUUGAAGAGAUGAUGAGUAACCCAAGAUUAGCUCCAAUUUUGGAGCAGCUACAUGCAACGAGAGCAUCUGCAAAGGAGAGGCAGAAGAAUCUGGAGAGAAGUAUCAGGGAUGAGGCUAAGAGGCUCCUAAACAAUGACAGCGCUGGGACUGAUGGUGCGAGGGAUAGUAAGACAGUUGAUAUCAAAAGUGGAUGGUUUAAAGGCCAGAGGCAGCUGCUUGAUCUUGAUAACCUUUCUUUCCACCAAGGUAGUCUCUUGAUGUCCAACAAAAAAUGUGAACUUCCUCCAGGAUCAUUUAGAACCCCUCAGAGGGGUUACGAGGAAGUCCAUGUGCCAGCCUUGCCACCUAUGCCAUAUGAAUCUUCAGAGAAGAUUGUGAAGAUAUCUGAUAUGCCAGAGUGGGCCCGACCAGCUUUUGCUGGGAUGACUCAACUUAAUAGAGUGCAGAGCAAGGUUUAUGAUACUGCCCUUUACAAACCAGAUAACAUCCUUCUCUGUGCUCCAACGGGUGCUGGGAAAACCAAUGUGGCUGUGCUUACAAUUCUUCAGCAAAUUGGUUUGCAUAUGAAGGAUGGUGAAUUUGAUAAUACAAAGUACAAAAUUGUCUAUGUGGCCCCAAUGAAAGCUUUGGUUGCUGAAGUUGUUGGAAAUUUGUCAGCGCGGCUGAAAGAGUACAAUGUCACUGUUAGCGAGCUUAGUGGAGAUCAGAACCUGACCAAACAACAGAUUGAUGAGACACAGAUAAUUGUCACUACACCUGAGAAAUGGGAUAUUGUCACAAGGAAAUCAGGUGAUAGAAUCUAUACUCAAAUGGUAAAGCUUCUAAUCAUUGAUGAGAUCCAUCUACUCCAUGAUAACAGAGGGCCUGUUCUGGAGAGUAUUGUUUCUAGAACAGUACGGCAGAUUGAAACGACCAAGGAACAUAUCCGCCUAGUUGGCCUCUCUGCAACUCUCCCAAAUUAUGAAGAUAUUGCGGUAUUCUUGCGUGUUCGUUCGGACGGUCUCUUCCAUUUUGAUAACAGUUACCGACCUUGCCCUCUAGCUCAACAGUACAUCGGGAUCACAGCGAAGAAGCCACUGCAGAGGUUUCAGUUGAUGAAUGAGAUUUGUUAUGAGAAGGUUAUGGCUGCUGCUGGUAAGCACCAAGUGCUUAUAUUUGUGCACUCGAGGAAGGAGACAGCGCAAACUGCUCGUGCCAUCAGAGACACUGCAUUGGCUAAUGAUGUGUUGCCUCGCUUUCUGAAGGAUGACAGUGCAAGUCAAGAGAUCCUUUGUGCUCAUGCAGAACUUGUCAAAAGUAGUGACCUUAAAGACCUUUUGCCAUAUGGGUUUGCUAUUCAUCAUGCUGGCGUCCUUAUUUCGACAGCCACUCUCGCAUGGGGUGUCAAUCUACCUGCACACACUGUUAUUAUAAAGGGUACCCAAAUUUACAAUUCAGAAAAGGGCGCUUGGACAGAACUAAGUCCACUGGAUGCCAUGCAGAUGCUUGGUCGUGCAGGCAGGCCUCAGUAUGACACACAUGGAGAGGGUAUAAUCUUAACAAGCCACAGUGAAUUGCAAUACUACCCGUCUCUUAUGAAUCAACAGCUUCCUAUUGAGAGUCAGUUUAUAUCCAAACUGGCCGAUCAGUUAAAUGCAGAGAUUGUUUUGGGAACUGUUCAGAAUGCCCAGGAGGCAUGCUCGUGGCUUGGCUACACUUACCUCUACAUCCGGAUGCUCCGGAAUCCAACAUUGUAUGGUACACUCAGCUGCAAAUCUGUUGGAUAG